GGCGCAGGCGCAGGGCAGAAGCGACUCCUCACGGGAGCCGUGGCUCGGCUCCGAAGGUUCCUCAGUUAGUAGCCCUCGCCAUGGCGCUGAGCCGGCGGCUGCCUCUCCGCCUCUGCCCUGGGCCGUCCCUGCUCGUCCUGCUGCUGUUCGUGCGGAGUUGCCUUAUUGGGGCUGUGAACUUGAAAUCCAGCAACCAGAAUCCUGUGGUACGGGAAUUUGAAAGUGUGGAACUGUCUUGCAUCAUUACAGACUCUCAAACAAAUGAUCCCAGGAUUGAGUGGAAAAAAAUUCAAGAUGAUCAAACAACCUAUGUAUUUUUUGACAAUAAAAUCCAGGGGCACUUGGCAGGUCGUGCAGAGCUCUUGGGAAAAACUUCUCUGAAGAUCCUAAAUGUGACACGGUCAGACACGGCCUCUUACCGCUGUGAAGUUGUAGCUCGAAAUGAUCACAAGGAAAUUGACGAGAUUGUCAUUGAUCUCACAGUGCAAGUGAAACCAGUGAUUCCUGUCUGCAGAGUGCCAAAGGCUGUACCUGUUGGCAAGUCCGCAACACUGCACUGCCAGGAGAAUGAGGGCUAUCCCCGGCCCCAGUACAGGUGGUACCGAAAUGACAUACCUUUGCCAACUGACUCCAAAGCCAACCCCAGGUUCCGAAACUCUUCAUUUGUCUUGAACUCUGACACUGGCACACUGGUUUUCAGUGCUGUACACAAGGAGGACACAGGCCAGUACUACUGCAUUGCUACCAAUGAAGCUGGCUCCGCCAACUGUGAAGAGCAGGAGAUGGAAGUCUAUGACCUGAACAUUGGUGGGAUCAUUGGAGGGGUUUUGGUUGUCCUGGCUGUCCUAGUCCUGAUAACUCUGGGCAUCUGUUGUGCAUAUAGACGGGGUUAUUUCAUCAACAACAAACAGAAUGGAGAAAGCUACAAGAAUCCAGGGAAACCUGAUGGAGUUAACUAUAUCCGGACAGAUGAUGAGGGGGACUUCAGACACAAGUCAUCCUUUGUGAUCUGAAAUCUGACCAUCUGGCAGAGAACACAUGCAAAUACCUCCGUUAGAGACUCCGAUCAAGAGCAACCUAUGAGCAAAGUGCGCUUGGAGAGAGUUAGACGCUUGUACAAAACUUGUUUUUCCCCUUGCCAAAGUUGGCAAUGAAUUGUCCCCAAGAUGGGGGAUGGUAACUGGAGAAGACUGAAUUUGUGUAUCGGGAGGAUUACCAAGUAGGAAUAGCCCUAGUCCUUUGCCUUCCAGGGUAGGAUACCAUAAAAGUGUCUCCCAAAGUGAGUUUUUCCAUGCCUGCAGUUCAGGAGGUAGAAGUUUGUUAAAGGUUAGACGUGAGCCUAUGGUACUAAUUAGCUUCUCAGCAGUGGUAGGGAGAAGGGAGGGCAGCUGCAUAGGACCUUAGGAAUACAAAUUAAGAUUUGACUCACCUUGCAGGUGUGGAAUUGGAAAUUAUGAUAAAUCUACAAAGCUGAGGCCUUUUAUGCAAUUAACCUGUUUUUAAAUUGACUGGCCUUAUAGGCACUAUUGUGCAAUUCCUUUUUAAAACCUUUUAAAAAUCAAUGCAUAGUAUCAGUCAGCAUUUUAUAAAAACCAAAAUAAGGAAGGUUGUUUGCAGGUCUUACCUCUUAUCUGAAAAAGAUAGGCUUGCCCAUGGUGGGUUUUCAAUAUUUAAGAAAAUAUUUUAAAUUAAAAGCAAAACAUCCAUCCUGGGCCAGGUUUAAAAUGGUACUGAAAUAGUUUCUGCUUUUUUAUGGGUCUUGUUUAUUUUGUAGGGUUCUGCAUUCUAAAUUUUUGCAAAAGAUGUAUUUUGAUUACUUCAAAGAAUGAAAUUUUUUAUUUAAAUUGUAAAUAUGUUGUCACGCAACAAUGUUAACAUUUAAAAAAAAAUCAAACACAAGUUAGGCACUUCAAAUCACAACAGUGUUAACACUGAGAAUGCCAGCAUUUAAAAGCACCUGUACUCAAGUCUUACAGGCUCACAGAAGAGCUUUCCUUCUUCCAGACAGCAGCAUUUCCCCCAGGAAAGCUUGUGAGUCAUACAUUGGACCAUUGCUCAGGUAUCAUUUUUCAAAAUUCCAUUAAGAAGCAAAGAUACUUCUGUAACCUUUGUAACUCUAAAAACCAGAUAUAUUAUACCCUUGAGUAGUAUUUGAACUGCUUUUACCCUCACAUCUCUUUAACAGGCAGAUGUAUUUGAAGACUACCCAGAAGCUCUAAUUCAUUUAUCUACUUAUGGAGUAAGUCACAUGGCUACCGCUCCAGAAUUGGUAUUGGCUGUUAGCUUCUGAGUAUUAUUCAGUGUGGCUGCUUAAGGAUUUAAAAUCUGGUGUGGCUCUGCAUCCCAAAUAGCUUUGCUAUCAAGUCCUAUGUCUGAUGGAAGCUCAACUUGGAUCAGGAAGUAUUUAAAGAUGGACACUUCAAAAACAGUUAGGUGUGUUUUUCCAUGCAGUCUGUUGGGUUCCCUAUCGUGAUCUGACCUCAGCCUUCAGGUCUCAUCUUGUUCAGACUGUCAACCCUGGAAGGUCAAUUAAGCAAAGCAGGGGCUUUGUUUUUUAAAACUACCUUUAACUAUUUGUGUUUCACAUGACUGCACCCAACGUCAAGGGUGAUUUUAGAAAUGAAAUCUAUCAACUACAGUAACAUUUUUUAAAAAAGAAAAUGAAUUUCAUUAUUACCCUUUGGUAUGAAGCAGCCAGACACUGUAGGCUGUCUGUCUCACUUUUCAGUAAGCCAUGAUGUGGUGGCAGCUACCCCAGUCUUUUGAAGAGGAUUAGAUUGUAUAACCAGUGCAGAAAACCUGAGAAAAGUAAAAUGCUUGAAUCAAAAGCAUUUUUCUAAUUUUGAUUUUAAACUUUGAUGUCCCUGAGGCUUUGCUCACUUUGGGGGCUUUAGAAAGAAUAUUCAGUAGUCCUUGUUCUUCAAAAGUAGGUGUUCUUAGCCUCAAAGACAUUGCUAUGUCACACUCAUGGUGUGAAGAGGUUUGAUGCAAGGAGCUUCUCCAAAAAGGCUCUUAUGACUCAGUGAUGUGCUUAAAGGAUAUUUUUUCAUGUAGCAGAAUGUAGCCAUCUUGUGAUUAAAUUUCAGUUGAAUUGUCUUAACUUUUAUGCUUUGACAGUAUUUUGGUUGGAUACUUGUAAAUGUUAGAAUUUACAGCUUUUUUUUUGUAGUUUAUAUAAAAAUACUAUGCCUUGGGAUUUUUCACCAAAUGUUUGUUUUCAUUGGGCAAUUGUAUAGCUGUGGCUUCACAGUUACCUAUUUGUUCAUUGCAUCAGUAUUUUAAAUGUUUAGAAUUAGGACUGUUCUCAAGGACAGUGCAGAGCCAAUCUCCCCUUUUUCUAGACUAGAUGGGGAAUAAUGCCUUGACCUUUUCCUUGGGUUGCCAUAGUGAUAAGGCAGCUUUAUUGUCUCUAGUUUUAUACACUAAAGCCUUCCCACCCUAGCCCUGUGUUCCACCAUGGUCAGUAUAAAGUAGGAGAAAAAUGUGAAGUCUAGCAGGCUUUUGCUGCAGAAAGAUUUAAAAAGGAAAAUUUUUUUUUAAUUGGAAAAUUCACAUAUUUUUAAGAUGUGAAAUGAGGCUAAGAGGAUUCAGGAAUUCUAUCCAAGGCAGUUUUUCUUGUCUUUGGUAUGGAUAUCACUGUACAUAAAUGUUAUAGAUUUGUACUAAUACAUAUAAUUUGAUACUUCUGUAAGACAUCAUUUAUAAACCUUUUUUUUAAGAAAAAAAUUAUAACCCCAGCCUCUUUAUUUAAACAUUCUUCAAAAGAAACACUUUCCUUCUUUUUCACUUAGCUAAUUUAUUAGGGAAAAGUAGGCAGGAAAGCCAGUGUGAAACAAAAACCACUUGACUGGUAUAGCCCAGUAGUUUAUAAAGGGAGGCCAUAAUCCCUACACCACCUACAAGAGAUCAAUGCCUAUACUGUAGAUAGACCAAGUAGUUCACCAAAGAGCAACACUGUGAGGCAUACUCUAUUAACGGCAUUCAUUUUUGUCUUACAAGUUAAUAUACCUAGUUAUAUGGGGUAGAGGAGAAACACAGGAUGACAUUUCACUCCUCAAACCCAACUGGCUAUGUGUAUUAAAAACACAUGCACACACAAACCCCAAGACCUAACCCUGUGCAUUUCGCUGCUGUAAUACUGGGAUUAAACCUUGGAACCCACUGAA
Molecule: messenger RNA, 4166 nt
Organism: Trichosurus vulpecula (common brushtail)
Lineage: Eukaryota; Metazoa; Chordata; Mammalia; Diprotodontia; Phalangeridae
Gene: JAM3
Product: junctional adhesion molecule 3
Exons: 9
Coding region: 81-1013 (310 amino acids)
Biological process (GO): angiogenesis; cell adhesion
Molecular function (GO): protein homodimerization activity; protein heterodimerization activity
Source: RefSeq, a predicted model, not a curated record